Molecule: messenger RNA, 1076 nt
Organism: Prunus avium (sweet cherry)
Lineage: Eukaryota; Viridiplantae; Streptophyta; Magnoliopsida; Rosales; Rosaceae
Source: RefSeq, a predicted model, not a curated record
ACUCAAAAGAACAAGGUCACUGUAAGUGCAGGAGAGAGACCGAAAAGAAGAGAAGAGAAGCGAAGCGAGAGAGACGAAAAUGGCGAAGAAUUCAGGGGUUUUUAUACGGCAGUUGCUUGGCAAUUGCAACCACCCGAGUGCUGCAGGUCUUCUUCAUCAUCUUCACCGCAAACCCAUCCAAAACCUAACUUUAGUAUCAAAUACCGCCCCAUCUUCACCACAGACCAUCGAUAUCCGUUCCGCUUCCAAACCCUUGUCCUAUUAUUCCCUUCACACCCCAAACCUUCAAUUUCUGCAACAGCGACGAUGCCUCUCCUCACUCGUAGAUGCAGAUUCACAUACUUUACUUUCAGGCCCCUCCAACCUAUACGUCAUUGAGACCCUCGACAUGCAUUAUAGGCUACGUCAAAAAGUUGAAGAUGAACGUUUGUCUGUGGUUUUCUUCUACACUGCACCUGGGUGUCAGGCUACCCUUAAGUGGAUAACUCCAAUCUUUGAUGAGUUGUGUAAGCAAUUCCAACAUAUAACAAUGGCUAAGGUUUACAUGGACAAGAAUGGCCCUGGAUCCACAUUGGAUGUGUUUGGAGUUCAUCGCAAUAUGAAUGGCACUAGAUUCCCAAUGGACAUAUUUGAAGAUAAUCACGAGACGAGUGGCACUAGAUUCCCAUUGGAUAUUCCUGAGACGAAUGAUGCUGGAUCCACAUUGGACAAGUUGGGAAUUCACGAGACGCCAACGUUCCAUUGCUAUCUAAAAGGGAAAAGGGUAGUUGAGCUUGUUGGUGAUUCCGCCAGACACUUGAAAAAGAGACUUGAAAAUGUCUACAAUCCAUCUAGGAUGAAGGAAAGGAGAAGACGAGAUGGUUCGAAGGUUCGGGCUUUUGCAAAAGGGAUGUUUUUAUGUCAAGAGCAGAGAGAGAGGCUUUGUAAAUUGGAAGAUCCUAAAGCCAGGCUCGAAUGGUUUAAGAGUGAAAUGGGUGGGAAAUGAAUUAGAAGCAAUUGUUUUAUGCUUCAUGUUAUGUUGUUUGACAUUAUAUAUGGUUUAGACUUAUGUGGUGCUGGAUUUGGAAUUUGGAUCA